Molecule: messenger RNA, 11068 nt
Organism: Micropterus dolomieu (smallmouth bass)
Lineage: Eukaryota; Metazoa; Chordata; Actinopteri; Centrarchiformes; Centrarchidae
Gene: dysf
Product: dysferlin, limb girdle muscular dystrophy 2B (autosomal recessive)
Exons: 56
Coding region: 512-6865 (2117 amino acids)
Biological process (GO): negative regulation of phagocytosis; monocyte activation involved in immune response; macrophage activation involved in immune response
Cellular component (GO): T-tubule; cytoplasmic vesicle; membrane
Molecular function (GO): calcium-dependent phospholipid binding; calcium ion binding
Source: RefSeq, a predicted model, not a curated record
AAAGAGAAAGAAGCCGGCUUUGUGAAGGCAUAUCUACGCUUGAGACAAAGAGCUUUUAUUUUCUAUGUUCAGAUACAGACAGAUGCUGUGAGACAAAGCAGGAAACAAUCUUUGGAAAAUCAGUUGUUGCAAUCCUGGGACUUCUAUUCUGCCAAGCAAGGACCUGAGUCACAAUCCUUUGAAAAAAGGAUUUUCAAGCAGUGGAUUUCUUUAUUUGGGAAAACAAUCUUUUAUCACUAAGAAGAGAUUUUCUUUUGUACUUUUCCUUUCUUUCUCCCUUUUUGCUACUCAUUGGUCUUCGGUUUGUUAGUUUUGGUGGUCAGACACACUGGUUAUUAUCAAUAUCAAAGUUCCCAGGGCCAUGUAACCAACCUUUCCUUCAGCCCUGGAUUCCUCUCAACUGGUGAACUGAAUCCUCUGCCAGUCAGCCGGACCUGAUUCCUCCCUCACUGAGCCAGUUCUUUGAGCAUCAGAUUUCAGGACUUAGCCGGACUCUGCUGAGGUUUCAGCCAUGUUGCGUUGCGUUCUUCAGCGAGCCAACAACCUGAGACACUCUGACCCCCUGGCUAGUGUCACCUUCAGAGGGUCUAAGAAGAAAACAAAGGUCAUCAAGAACAAUCCUAACCCUGUUUGGAAUGAGGGUUUUGAAUGGGAUCUGAAGGGGAUUCCUCUGGACUCUGGAGCAGAGCUGCAUUGCGUCGUCAAAGACCAUGAGAAGAUGGGAAGAAACAGGUUCCUGGGAGAAUGCCGGCUGGCUCUCAGAGACGUGCUCAACUCUCCCAACCUGGCCGCCACCUUCACCGUCUCCCUGCUGGACACCAAAAGAAACAACACAGGGGCCACGCUGACCCUGCAGAUAUCCUACAUCCCUCCUCCAGGAUCGGCUCCAGUCUUCCAGCAUCCUGCCCAGCCUGAGACUCUGCCCCAUAACAACCCCAGUGUGGAGAUGGACACCGUCACAAUGAUUUCUCUGGACACUUUGGGCGAGGAGGACACAGAGAGCAUGAUCAUGCUGGAGCCGACAGAUGACCAGGGGCCUAACGACGGACGCUCCAUGGUCAUCGAUGGACCUCAGGGGCCCUCGGGCCAGGAGUCCCCCACCGCCCAGACACCUAAACGCUCGCCACCGUCCUACAACACCCAUGGAGGACUCAGGAAGCGGAGGAAAGGGGCCAGCAGUCAGCCCAAAACGCUGGCCAACAAACCACAGGACAUACAGGUUCGUGUGCGGGUGAUUGAGGGCCGUCAGUUGCCGGGUAUCAAUAUCAAGCCUGUUGUCAAGAUAACGGUGGCUGGGCAGACCAAGAGGACCCGCAUUAGAAAAGGCAACAACCCGGUGUUUGAUGAGACGUUCUUCUUGAACUUCUUCGAGACUCCAUCAGACUUGUUCGAUGAACCGAUCUUCAUCACUGUGUGUGACUCUCGCUCACUCAGAACUGAUGCUGUGAUCGGUGAAUUCAAGUUGGAUGUGGGCACCGUCUACAACGAACACAGACACUGCUUCUUGAGGAAAUGGCUGCUGCUGUCUGAUCCCGACGACCUCUCUGCUGGGGUCAAAGGUUACUUGAAGGUCAGCCUGUUGGUUUUGGCAGCUGGAGAUGAGCCACCGGCUGAUAAACGCGAGUGUGUGGAGGAUAAAGAAGAUAUAGAAGGAAACCUGCUGAGACCAGCUGGUCUGUCUCUGAGAGGAGCCACUUUCAGCCUGAGGAUCUUCAGAGCUGAAGACUUACCACAAAUGGAUGAUGCCUUCAUGGAUGGGAUGAGACAGAUUCUUGGGUUUGACAGCAACAGGAAGAACCUGGUAGAUCCUCUGGUGGAGAUCCACUUUGCUGGAAAAACUGUCUGCACUAAGAUUCUGGAGAAAAACGCCAAUCCGCAGUUUAACCAGAGUCUGGCCAUGCCUAUUAGGUUUCCCUCCAUGUGUGAGAAGAUGAGGAUCAGAAUUCUGGACUGGGACAGAGCCAGUCACAAUGACGUCAUCGGCACAACCCACCUCUGUAUGUCUAAGAUCUCCGCCCCCGGUGGAGAGAUAGAUGUUGAUGACAGUCUUGGUUUCCUGCCAACGUUCGGUCCGUGUUUUGUCAACCUGUAUGGCAGCCCCAGAGAGUUCACCGCCUUCAACGAUCCACACGAAGCUCUGAACUUGGGAAAAGGGGAGGGUGUGGCUUACCGAGGUCGAGUUUUACUGGAACUAACUACAAAACUGACGGACAAGCCGGAGCCGAGAACUGAAGACAUACCCUCAGAUAACCUGAUGGUGGUGGAGAAGUUUCUCAGGAAGAGGAAGUUCUCUCUCUUCGUGGCGUUUUACUCGGCCACGCUCCUCCAGGAUGUCGACGAUGCCAUCCAGUUCGAGGUCAGCAUUGGUAACUACGGCAACAAGUUUGACUACACCUGCCUCCCUCUGGCCUCCACCACCCAGUUCAGCAGGGCUGUGUUUGACGGUUGCCACUACUACUACCUCCCCUGGGGAAACGUUAAGCCAGUGGUAGUUCUGUCUUCAGAGUGGGAAGAUAUCAAGCCGAGGAUCGAGGCUCUCAACAUGCUGCUGGCUAUCAUAGAGAGACUGGAGGCGAACCUGCAGCGGGUGCAGCUGGAUGUGAAGGCAGGCAGUGAUCUGGAGGAGGUGGAGCUCCGGGUGGUCGAGCUGUUGGAUCAGGUCAUCACAGACUGCAGUGAAGAGCUGCCCUCUCUCGACCAGUGGCAGUGUGCGACUCCUCUGGAUCGCUCCUUGAAGCACAUUCGUACUCUCCACCUGCAGCAGAUCGUUGCGGCGGCGCUCGCUCUGAAGCACGGACCUGCCACUGAGCUCUCCACAGUGCUAGAGCAGGCUGAGGACUGGGCCAACAGGCUGAGGACCAUGGCUGAGGAGCCACAGAACAGUCUUCCAGACAUAGUGAUAUGGAUGCUGCAGGGCGACCGCAGGGUGGCGUACCACCGCAUCCCCGCACACACUGUGAUCUUCUCCCAGCAGCACUGUGGGAAAUACUGCGGAAAGCUGCAGACUGUCUUCCUCAAGUACCCACAGGGCAGUGGUGCAGAAGCCAAACUUCCUGGUCAGCUGAGGGUCAAAGUCUGGUUUGGAUUGGCUGCUGAUGUCAAACACUUCAACCAAUUCGCUGAAGGAAAACUGUCGGUCUUUGCCGAGACGUAUGAGAACCAGACCCGACUCGCCCUGGUGGGCAGCUGGGGAACUACAGGCUUAACCUCCCCCAAAUUCAGUGACGUAACUGGAAAAGUUAAACUGCCCAAAGAGAGCUUCAAGCCCUCACCUGGGUGGACCUGGGCUGGAGACUGGUACAUCAGCCCCGAGAAGACAAUGCUUUUUGACGUCGACGCUGGUCACAUGACUUUCAUAGAGGAAGUAUUCGAAAACCAGAUGAGGUUACCGGGCGGACAGUGGAUCGGCAUGCCGGAGGGGUACACUGAUGUGAAUGGGGAGAAGGCGGUGCCAAAGGACGAGGUGGAGUGUCCUCCAGGUUGGGUGUGGGAAGAUGUGGAGUGGAGCGAAGAUCUCAACCGGGCUGUUGAUGAUCAAGGCUGGGAGUACGGCAUCCCCAUCCCUCCAGAUCGCCGUCCCAAGUCGUGGGUGCCGUCAGAGAAGAUGUACCACACCAACCGAAGGAGACGAUGGAUACGAAUGAGAAGACGAGACCAGCAGAAGAUGGAUGCUCUCAGAAAGCAACGUCCAGACGAGGCGGAGAGGGAGGGAUGGGAGUAUGCCUCGCUGUUCGGCUGGAGGUACCACUUGAAGCCAAGGAAGACGGACAGCUUCAGGAGGCGCAGGUGGAGAUGCCGCAUGGAGCCGCUGGAGAAGACGGGACCGGCUGCCAUCUUUGCUCUGGAGUGUUCUCUGAGCAGUAUAGAGGACAAGAACGAUGACAAGUCAGUCACAACAACGUUUGGAGUCAACAGACCAACCAUUUCCUGUUUCUUUGACCGUGGCACCCGCUAUCACCUGCGCUGCUACCUGUACCAAGCCAGAGACCUGAUGGCCAUGGACAAAGACAGCUUCUCAGACCCAUACGCCAUUGUGUCGUUCCUCCACCAGUCCCAGAAAACAGUGACGGUGCGUAACACACUCAAUCCCACCUGGGACCAGACGCUCAUCUUCUAUGAGGUGGAGAUUUUUGGUGACCCUGAGGUGACGAUGGCUACUCCGCCUAAUGUUGUGGUGGAGCUUUACGAUUCGGAUACAUAUGGUGCUGACGAGUUCAUGGGCCGCUGUGUGUGCCAGCCUUCCCUGACUUCCUCCCCACGUCUGGCCUGGUUUCCAAUUUGCCUCGGGAACAAGAACGCUGGCGAGCUGCUGGCUGCUUUCCAGCUCAUACGCAGAGAAAAGCCAGCAAUUCACCAUAUUCCAGGUCAAGAGGGAGAAGUCAUGACCUCCACACACGUCCUAGACGAGUUGAUGUUUCCAGGAUUCCUAGCUGAAAACCUGCAGCAAGGGCCGGAGGAGUCGGACCUCCCGUACCCGCCCCCUCAGAGAGAGGCCAACGUCUUCGUGGUUCCUCAGGGAAUCAAACCUGUUCUGCAGAGAACUGCCAUCGAGGUCUUAGCGUGGGGUGUUCGUAACUUGAAAAGUUUCCAGUUGGCCAGUGUUACCUCCCCGAGCCUGCAGGUGGAGUGUGGAGGCACCAUGAUCCAGAGCUGCGUCAUCCGCAGUGUGAAGAAGAAGCCCAACUUUGACGUCAACAAGCUGAUCCUUGAUGUGAGUCUUCCCUGUGAGGAGCUCUACAUGCCGCCGAUUGUCAUCAAAGUCAUCGACAACCGUCAGUUUGGGAGGAAGCCGGUGGUCGGUCAGUGCACCAUCCGGACGCUGGAGGAAUAUCGGUGCGUCCCAGAGGAGGAGCGAUCGAUGGAGGAGGAUGAGGAGGAGUGGAGACGUGAGACGCCCCGGUUAAGUUGUGGGGAGGUGUUUAUUGACAUAGAUGACGAGGAGCCGCUCAUGCCCGACCAGCUUGCAGAUGGAGCCAGCUCAGCUAUCAUUAACCUUUCCACCUCUAGUUCCAGCCUUCAUGGAGAGGAGUUCAUGGACUGGUGGAGUAAGUUCUACGCCUCCACUGGAGAGAAAAACAAGUACGGGACGUACCUGGAGAGAGGCUUCGACACGCUAAAGGUGUAUGACCGGGAGUUAGAGAAGGUCGAGGUCUUCGAGGGUCUCUCUGAUUUCUGUCAGACUUUCAAGCUGUACCGGGGAAAGACUCAGGAUGAAGGAGAAGAUCCUUCAGUGGUGGGAGAGUUCAAGGGUAUGUUUAAGAUCUACCCGCUGCCGGACGACCCCUCCACCCCUGCUCCGCCCAGACAGUUCAGAAAGCUACCUCCCAACGGCCUCGAGGAGUGUUUGGUCCGAGUCUACAUCAUCCAGGCUCAAGGACUGCAGCCCAAAGACGCCAACGGGAAGUGUGACCCCUAUGUGAAAAUCACUUUGGGGAAAAAGAACAUCAGCGACCAUGAAAACUACAUCCCCUGUACACUGGACCCUGUCUUUGGAAAGAUGUUCGAGCUCACCUGUUCCCUCCCGGUGGAGAAGGAUCUUCGGGUGAUGCUGUAUGACCAUGACAUGCUGACCAAAGAUGAGAAGAUCGGAGAGACAGUGAUCGACCUAGAGAAUCGCUUCCUGUCCAAAUAUGGAGCCAUGUGUGGCCUGCCGCAGUCCUACUGUGUAUCGGGAUUAAACCAGUGGCGAGACCAGCUGACACCCAGUCGGCUGCUGCACAGAGUGUGUGAGCGACGAAACCUGCGAAAGCCUGUCUUCCAAGACGACGUAGUCCACUUCAGAGGAGACCAGUACACAGUUGCAGACCUUGAGGACAAAAAUGUUUCCAAACCUUACCUCGGCCCAAUUAAGGAGCGGCUGUCCCUCCACAUCUUGAGGAAACUGGGAUUAGUACCUGAACAUGUGGAGACCAGACCACUGUACAGCCCACUGCAACCUGACAUAGAGCAGGGCCGUCUGAUGAUGUGGGUGGACCUGUUCCCCAAGUCCCUGGGACCACCUGGACCUCCGUUCAACAUCACACCACGCAAGGCUAAGAAGUUUUUCCUGCGUUGCAUCAUCUGGAACACCAGUGACGUCAUCCUGGAUGAUGUCAGUGUCAGCGGGGAGAAAAUGAGUGACAUCUACGUUAAAGGCUGGCUCGACGGACACGAACACAACAAGCAGAAGACCGACGUCCACUACCGCUCUCUGGGCGGAGAGGGAAACUUCAACUACAGAUUCCUGUUUCCCUUCCACUAUUUACCAGCAGAGCAACUCUGUGUCGUCGACAGGAAGGAACAUUUCUGGAGUAUAGAUAAAGCUGAGACUAAACUGCCUCCUAAACUGACCAUCCAGGUCUGGGACAAUGACAAGUUCUCCUUCGACGACUACCUUGGUCACCUGGUGAUGGACCUGAACCACAUGCUGCGUCCGGCCAAGUCUCCAGAAAAAUGUACCCUGCAGCUGCUGGCCCAGCCAGUGGACAAACUGGUGUCUCUGUUCGAACAGAAGACCGUCAAAGGAUGGUGGCCCUGCACCUGCGAGCAGAACGGAGAGAAGAUCAUCGCUGGGAAGGUGGAGAUGUCUCUGGAGAUCGUGACGGAGCAGGAGCACGAGGAGAGGCCAGCAGGCCACGGCAGAGACGAACCCAACAUGAACCCUCACCUGGAGGAGCCUCAGCGCCCAGAGACCUCCUUCCUGUGGUUCUCCUCCCCCUACAAGACCCUAAAGUUCAUCCUGUGGAGGCGGUUCAAGUGGUUCAUCAUCCUCUUCAUCAUCCUUUUCUUCAUCUUCCUCUUCAUUGGCGUCUUCCUCUACUCAUUCCCGAACUAUGCUGCCAUGAAAAUGGUGGGACCUUUUGGACUGGCCAAAUCAGCAGAGUGAUGACGGAAGAGACGAGGGAAGUGGAAAGAGGGGGAAAAAAAGGAGAAGAAAUAAAAUGCAAAAAAGCUGAAACAAUGAAGAACAAUGUGAACAAGUGAAAUGAGACUGAAUUUAAUGGAUUUUCAUGUUAUUCUUCUUUCUUUUCUGUCAUCUUGCUGGAGUUGUUUAGAGUGAGCGAUAACUGCAGUGGUGAACUUCAUGUUCAGUCUUAUCUGUUCCAGAUAAAUUGACACACUUUUGGACAGAUAGACCUGAGGAGCAAAGGUUCACAAACUCCUCACACAUGUGUGCGUCCACUGAUGUAUUUACACCUCACUUUCUCUCCAUUGACCUGAAAUGCUGCCCCAAAAGCAUUUACAAAAAUAAUAUCAGAUCUCAGAUAAGUCACCUAUUUCAUCCCUCUUUUGUUUUCCCUCACGCAGAGAAGAAGAUUAAUUCUUCCUUCUCCUGUUUGCGUCUUCUCCUUUAUCUCAUUAUGUCCUUCCUUGUCUUCUUCCUCAUCUGCCCCUCUUCUUAUCCUCGUUCCCUUCUUUUCAUAUGCGUCUUCUUAACUUCCUUAUCCUUCUUCUUCUUUCUCCUCCUCCGUUUUCCCAUCCUCCCUUCAUCUCUAUCCUCCUCUUCUUCCCUCUGCUCUUUGUGUUCUCAUAUAGUCCCCUCUCCCCCUCCCCCUCCUACUGGCUUUCAGCACUCUCAGAGUUCAGCGGGUUAAGUCAGCGAUUUGAUCUUGUUGAUCUUGGGGUUUGAGCUUUAUUAGUACAAAGUUUUUAGUUUGAUGAAUGUAUGUAGAUAAGCAGCACACACACACUCACACACGUUAUGUGGGUUAGUCUGUCUUUUAACUGUCUGUCUAUUAAUCUGCAUUCUGCUUUUCUGUGUGUUUGAAUAUGCACACAUUUACGUAUGUGUGUGACAUUCCUGACUGUGUGUUAAAGUGGUCCUGAUUGACCACACACACACACAAAGGCAAGUUUAUAUAUAUAUAUAUUUACAUAUUUACAUAUACACACAUCUCUCUCUCUCUCUCUCUCUCUCUCUCUCUUUAUAUAUAUAUAUAUAGACAUACACAGACAGACAGACAGACGUGUGUUGAGGUCCUUAAAUAGCCCCCUGCUGACUUAGAAAGCAAGUAGACACUGAAGGGAAUUGUCAGUUGAACAAAUUCGUAAUUAAAAAGACAUAAAGAGGUGAGGUAAACAUUUACUCCACUCUGUUCUUCUCUUAUUAAUUUCUGCAUCUUGUUCUUCUCAGUGGUUCCUUCUAAAGUCCAAAGAUGUGAGUUUAUUCGUUGGGUGCAAUCACACGUUGGGUUACUUUGCUUUGGUCCAUUCCAGAGUGGAAAAGCUGACUUUGUCCCAUUUGGUUCAUUUUAGGUUCACACCAGCCAAUUACGAGCCAACCAGGCCUUGUAAACAAACGUCACAUGCGGCUCAUUUAUUGGACAGAGUUUUGGCAACCUGUCAUCUUGCCAGGUCAGAGAGGGUUUAACGCCACUAACCUCAGCAUAUGUCACAGUAAUUUACCUUCUAUGGAGUUUGGUGAAAAUCCGUUCACAAAGCAUUAAAAAAUAUCUGAUUUUGAGAAUCAGUCCCCAAUUUUACUUCAGAAUCCAGUUCGUUCUGCGCGGCUUCCUAAGCAUGAGAGACUUGCUCACUUUCAGAUGUCAACAGUUGUCUCCUUGUACCCAUUAAACUCUUUUUCAUUUUGAGUUGUUUCCUGCAGAGUUCAGAUUAUGGUGUUGCUCCUAAGAAACCACUGUGCAUUUUGCUUGGAGGUGGGCCGAGACCCGUCGUGCUGACUUUGUUCAAAUGGCUUCGUUCUCACCUGUGACAAAAACGUAAUAAAAACACUGCAUGCUUCUGGGAAUGAAAACCUGUUGAGGUGCAAUAAAUUCAUAUGCAGUUGACUAAAACCCCUCAGAAGUAGAUGCAUCAUUACUAAGAUGAGUUGAAUCAAGUGCUCCAUGAUUAUUUUUCAGGGAUUUAGAACCACUACGUUGGUCUAGGUUGAGUUAUGUUCAUUUCUAUGCACCAUUGCGCUUCCUUUUUUGAAUGUAAGCAGUUUUUACUGGUGGAAAAAAAAAGUGCAGAUGCACACUGUGAACUUUGCGAUCAGUGCCAACUUGAACCAGUUGUGCUCUUUUUCACUGCUACCUUAAUGUGCCGGAUCUAAAUCGUUUGGAGCAGGUUGUGUCUCUUAAAUUGAGAUCCGCAAAGAAUCAUCAUAGAGAAAGUUAGAAGCAUAUAAAGGUUGUCAAAAGGUUGUUCAAGCACAGCCACAAAGUACAUUGAGAUGAGCUGUAAACAUGUAUUUAUGCUUGUAAAACUAAUAAAAAAAUGGCAACAAUAAAUUAUACUUAAAUGUGGCUGCUGAAGAACAGACGUUCCGCAACAAAGCCGUGACUUUGCCGUAGUGCAACCAGAACGUGACGCAACCGGAUCCUGUGGACAUUGGCCGUUAUAUAUGCCAAAACUUAGACACUGAAAUCUUUUUAACUUAAGUUCUUGUGGGAAUUGUUUGACAGCUUCUGUAAGGACUUAUACAAGCCCUGCUUUUCAUUUAAUAUAAGUAUUAUUACUGUUUGUACUUCAUGUAUUUAGCUGUUUUGGAGAUUUCUGUUUGGCAUCAUGUGGUUCAGGUUAAAUUCUCAAAAACAAGUAUGUGCUUCUUCUCGCUGUUUACACUAAAUGAAAUGAUUUUGUGUUUGGAAGAUUUAAUCUUACCAUAUGCUUUUGUCUAAUUGUUGCUGAAAAUGUGUCUUCAGAUACCAGAAAACAUAAAAGGGUUCUUCAUCUUGGAUGAUACAAAUGAAUGUAAAUAGUUGAUCGUUUGACUUGAAUAUAGUUUGGUCGAGAAAAUUGAGCGGCGCACUUGAGAAAAAGCAAUCAACACUGGGAUUCAUACCAAGCAUCAGAAAGCUGGAGGGACAAACUAAUGCUCCUGGGUUGUCGUUUUCCACAAACUUUUUAUUAUUACGUUGAAGAUAGAGGCAGCAAAAAGGAGGUCUGGCCAAAAAUCUGUUAAAAUUGUAAAAAUAAAUAGUAAACAGGCUAGUCAUAUAGCCCUAAAUGACAUAGCUGUUGUCUUUAGCCAAGAAUAAAUAUAAAAAAAUCUAAAAUAUGUGGUAAUUCUUUUUCAAAUAACAAGAACAAAAUUAAUUCACCAGAUGAGAUACAUUUAUGCUGAUUUAUGUCAGGAUCUUUGCCUGGAUUGAUGCUGGUUUUAUAAACUUGUGUUUUUUAAUUUUAGUGUUGGUAUCUUGGUAUCUUGGUUGGUAUCAUAUGUGAAAGAGCUUUAAACAUCUUGCUGAUGUAAAUCUACAAGCCUCCAAAUGGAAAAAAAACAUUAUUUAGACAAUCCUGUUGUCAGUCGCCAUGUUCAGUGAAAACCUUAAGAUGCCUUCAUUCUGCAAAUUUGUCUUUAAAACAUUGACUCAGUACUGUUGUUGCCUGAUGUUAUCCCUGUCAGUAAUAGUAACGUGCCUUUUAGCCUUUAGCUUUGCUGCCUUGACAUAUAGUAACACUAACUUGUGCCUCAGCAUGAAUUGAAACUAUACAGAGACUAGAAAUACAAAAAAUGCUAAAUAUUUUAAUUAGCUAUUGCUUCCAGUUGCCUUUAUAAAGCUCAAAACACUAACAUUACUGUGGAAGUUAAUAAAUUUAAUUUUACAUCCCACAUUCACCUAAAAGUACUUAACUAAAAUGUGUUACUUUUAAGUUUUACUUUAAAGAGCAAUUUAGCACUGAAUUAAAUGGGGAAUAUUGAAAAUCUGCUACUGCACUGAUCUCUGAUUGUUGAAACGUUUCACUUACAGUCAUGUCCCAGAAACGUCACUGAUAGGGGUGUGUCCAGAAGUGAAACAUGUUUGAAAGUUUUGACUCCCUUUGUCUUGAGUUGAAGUCUCCGGAAAUAUGUAUGCUUCGGCUUUACACACAAGCAUCCUUCUGCUGUUGACAGUAAAAAAAAAAAAAAAAAAAAAACUCCCGAUGCCAUAAAACUGCACGAAACAGUAAGUCUUUCUUUGUGAAAGUGGAAACCAGUUUUAAAUCCAGUAUGGCAGUGUUGAUGAUGUUUUAACGUUUUCUGGGAGACGCAGACUGAAUGUAUCCUAAACAUGAUGUGUAUCUGACUUCAUAUCUACAAUGAGCAAUACUGUGUGCACUGCAUUAUGUGUUAGUAUUAUCAAUAAAACAGCAUUUCUGAUUA